AUGGUUUCCAAGGGAAAUAUAACACAGCAGAUAACGAGUUCUUUGGCAAAACAAAAACAAACAGAACAAGCCCGAAAUCAGAGAGUAGUCGAAAAAUUGAUAAAAUCAACAUACUUCAUUGCUAAGAAAAAGUGGGCAGUAAAACAGAACUUUCAAGAAUUUGUGAAUUUUAUUGCAAAUUUGGGAGAGGAAGGCUUACGAUGGCAUUGCCAAUCUAGUGCUAAAAACGCCACAUACUUGUCAUCUACAAGCGUUGAGGAAUUUCUGUGUGCGAUAAACUGUUGUUUAGAGACAGAUCUUCUCGAUAAGCUGGCCUGUUGCUCUGGCUUUACCAUCUUAGCAGACGAAAGCACAGAUGAAAAAGAUCGAGAACAACUCACCAUCUUCAUCAGGUACGUGGACAGAAUAACACACAAGGUUAGUGAAGAAUAUUUAUCAAUUGUUCAAAUCAAGGCUGAUAAAACAGCUGGGUCGCUUUUCACUGAGGUGAUGGGCGUUUUAAAACAGAAAGGACUUGAACCGAAAGAAAUUCGAUUUACUGGGUUUGAUGGAACAAACACAAUGUCUGGUGAAAAAAACGGACUUCAGAGAAGAAUUAGGCACAUAUCCCCUCACGCAAUAUACCAGAAUUGCAGAAAUCACAAACUGGCUUUAGUAUUCGUACACUUAAUGAAGAAAUUCCCAUUACUUCAGCAGCUGGACAAAGUAUUGCUCACAGUUUGGAAACUUUUCAAACACUCAACUAUCAAGUUCGCCGUUUUUGAAGAAGCACAGGCUGUUGAAGGCCUCACGCCUGUUAAAAUUUUGAAGGCUUGCACAACACGGUGGCUGAGUCACGGAGAAGCAUGUGUGAGGAUAUUGUCACGCUGGGACUGUUUGCUGGAUUCUCUUGACACUCUGUUCGCUAAUCGAGGCGAACCUGAAGUAAAGGGCUGUAGAGAUCAGCUUAUUGAAGUGUGCUUGAUGGCAGUUUUACUCGCCGACGUGCUGAUCGCCGUAAAUCAGUUCUCUAAGUUUCUUCAGAGAAAGAACCUGGAUUUCACAUCUAUUCCGGCAAGAUUUCAAAAACUGAAAUUAGCUAUUUCAGAGCUUUCUGCAAAUUUGGAUCUAGGCAAAUACUUUUCACAAGCAAGAAAAUUUGUGGAAAAGAACAAGACAAGAGCAGAGAUGGGGAGACGCCUCAGACGAGAAGACAGCUUUCUUGAUCACGAUCAGUCUGUUACAGAAACUGUGGAACAAUUCAAACAAACUGUAGCAAGACCAUUUUUGCACAGUCUUCUACAAGAAUUGGAGGAUGCCAUAUCAAUCAACAACCCUGUGUUAAAACAUUUUGAUGUGUUUAAUCCUUCACUCAAGCCUCAAGUUAGUGACAGGCUUGCUCACUUGGAUGCUCUCACUGAGUUUUAUGGUGACACACAGUUGGAUACUCACGGGGGUGAAACAAACACUUCCUAUCCUUUAAUUAAUAGGCAGGAAGCAAUUGGAGAGAGGUCAGAUUUUCUACAAGAAUUUGAUCAGGCUUACGAAACUUGUUGCUACGAUUUCAGGACAGAAGUUGCUAAGAUGGUCCGAGACAAGAAAAUCAAAAAGAUGGACACCAGUGACUACAUUGACAGUCAUCCCGUGGAAUCUGCCUCAGUUUAUCAGCAAAUGUGUGCUUCUGGGAGCUUAACUACCACAAAGCACUGUAUGAAAUUGUUUGAAUUGGCACUACUAAUCCCGCCUUCCACAGCAAACGUAGAAAGAGGUUUUUCUGCCAUGAACCUCAUUUGCAGCUCACUGAGAGCCUCACUCAACCAAACAAGCUUGGAUCGUUUCAUGAGAAUAAACCUGAAUGGCCCUGACAGCCUUUCAGAAUCAUACGUGAAAAGAAUAGCGGAGAAAUGGGCUUCAGUGAAAGAUCGUAGGAUCCUGCCUUGCUGAAUCAUAAUGUGCUAAUUUUCAUUUGAA
Liolophura sinensis is the source of this 1950-nucleotide messenger RNA. RefSeq names its product protein FAM200A-like. NCBI's taxonomy places the organism in Eukaryota, Metazoa, Mollusca, Polyplacophora, Chitonida, Chitonidae. The record is from RefSeq and is a predicted model, not a curated record. The transcript has a single exon. Bases 1 to 1923 code for a protein of 640 amino acids.